This is a messenger RNA of Ascochyta rabiei, 1146 nucleotides long. RefSeq lists its product as uncharacterized. The record is from RefSeq and is a predicted model, not a curated record. The transcript has a single exon. Lineage: Eukaryota; Fungi; Ascomycota; Dothideomycetes; Pleosporales; Didymellaceae. Bases 1 to 1146 code for a protein of 381 amino acids.
AUGCUCGUGUCAACAUUCUGGGUUGCGUUCUUUGCGAGCUUGACGUCUGCCCAAAGGACCAACUGCACAGGAGUCAACGCCAUCAGCCCCAACUGCCACACAGCUGAAGUACCUUACACUCGCGACUUCUUCUAUGUCGGAGGCAGACCUCUUGAAUCUGCCACGGGAGAGCUCACUGCCGAUAAGCUCUACGUCGAGAAAAUCAACCCGGUGUCAGGAGCACGGAAGUCAAAGCCGUUGGUCUUUUUCCAUGGAGGAGGAUGCACUGCCACAUCAUGGCUCAACACGCCGGACAACAGAAAAGGGUUCGCUUCUUACUUUAUUGAGAAAGGCUACGUUGUCUACUUGGUAGACUCAGCCUCGGUUGGCCGAAGCACGUCGGCUGACUUUGCAACCUUUCCUAUGACUGCUGGGUCUUCAUCCUUGAUGAUUGAACAAGGUUUCACCGGAGUCAAACAUGCGAAUUCAUACCCACAGUCUCAACUCCAUACGCAAUGGCCAGGCACAGGCCGUGCCGGCGAUCCAAUUUUUGAGAAUUUCAAGAAGGCUAUGGUACCAUAUACCUCGAACAAUACUGCUUUUGAAAAUGCUCUGCGCAAUUCUGGAUGCCAGCUACUCAAGUUGAUUGGACCUUCGUAUCUAAUUGCCCACUCAGCUGGUGGUGCCACAAACAUUUUACUGUCCAACGACUGCCCCCAGUAUGUUGCCGCGAGCAUCAAUCUCGAGGCGAGCACGACUCCGUUCACCUGGUACACUGUUGGCACUGGCAGCAUACCCUAUAACCCCUACGGCCUAUCAGCAACGCCGUUGGACUACGAGCCGCCCAUCUCCAGCCCUUCCGAGCUUAUCACAGAAACAGUCGGCAAUGCAACAACCGCGCUUCGUCAGUGCGUUCAGCAAGUCGAGCCCGCGCGCAAGCUACCGAACAUUGCUUCUGUACCAUAUCUGAUGAUUACCGGAGAGGCUAGCGUGCACAUCACGUACGAUCACUGUAUUGUCAACUAUCUGAAGCAGGUCGGUGCUGAUCCUGAGUGGAUCAAGCUAAGUGAGAUUGGCAUCAAGGGGAACGCUCAUUUUAUGCAUCUGGAGAAGAACAAUGGACAGAUAGCUGAUGUGGUAUUGAAAUGGAUUGCGAAGAGAGAAUGA